AUGGAUUUGGAUCUGUGGAUCGUUAAGGUCAAGGUGAAGGAGAUUCUUAUCGAAGAGUCGAAUGUGCAGCCUGUCAACAGCCCUGUGACUGUGUGCGGUGACAUCCACGGGCAGUUCCAUGACCUCAUGAAGCUGUUUGCAACUGGAGGGAAUGUCCCUGAUACAAAUUACGUAUUUAUGAGCGACUUUGUUGACCGCGGGUUCAACAGCCUGGAGGUCUUCACUAUCCUUUUGCUUCUAAAAGCAAGGUAUCCUGCCCACAUAACCCGGCUGCGCGGAAAUCAUGAAAGCAGACAGUUGACACAGGUGUAUGGUUUUUAUGAUGAGUGUCAAAGGAAAUAUGGAAAUGCCAAUGCAUGGCGAUAUUGUACUGAUGUUUUUGAUUACCUUACUCUUUCAGCAAUCAUUAAUGGCACAGUCCUUUGUGUUCAUGGUGGCCUUUCACCCAAUGUACAGUCAGUAGAUCAGAUACAAAUAAUUGAUCGCAAUUGUGAAAUUCCGCAUGAAGGGCCUUUCUGUGAUCUGAUGUGGAGCGACCCAGAAGAGAUUGAUACAUGGGCAGUUAGUCCCCGCGGAGCAGGUUGGCUCUUUGGAACAAGGGUGACUCAAGAGUUCAACCAUAUUAACAAGAUUGAAUUAGUUUGCCGGGCUCAUCAACUGGUCCAGGAAGGCCUAAAGUACAUGUUUGACAAAGGUCUUGUAACUGUGUGGUCUGCACCUAAUUGUUACCGAUGUGGCAAUGUUGCUUCUGUACUAAGCUGCAGUGAAAAUAUGGAAAGGGAGGUCAAGUUUUUCACGGAGACGGAAGAAAACAACCAGAUGCGAGGGCCAAGAACUGCAGUCCCAUAUUUUCUUUGA
Molecule: messenger RNA, 858 nt
Organism: Miscanthus lutarioriparius
Lineage: Eukaryota; Viridiplantae; Streptophyta; Magnoliopsida; Poales; Poaceae
Source: the annotation of a GenBank genome assembly